GCCGCCGCAGUUCAUCCCCGGCCGCGUUUCCUCUCUUUUCUUUUUUUUUCUUUUUUUUCUUUUUUUUUUUUUUAAUUCCUUUCCUGGCUCCCUCCUUCCGCGCGAGUCUCUGGAGAAGCCGCAUCGCCUGGCGCUGCUGCCGCCGCCCCGGGCCGGCUCGCCUUGCACUAUGGACUGGCAGCCGGACGAGCAGGGCCUGCAGCAGGUCCUGCAGCUUCUCAAAGACUCGCAGUCGCCCAACACGGCCACGCAGCGCAUCGUCCAGGACAAACUCAAACAACUGAACCAGUUUCCAGACUUCAACAAUUACCUGAUCUUCGUGCUGACCCGACUCAAGUCAGAAGAUGAGCCCACGCGCUCCCUCAGCGGCCUCAUCCUCAAGAACAACGUGAAGGCGCAUUACCAGAGCUUCCCGCCGCCUGUGGCUGACUUCAUCAAGCAGGAGUGUCUCAACAACAUUGGGGACGCAUCCUCCCUUAUCCGUGCCACCAUCGGUAUCCUCAUCACCACCAUCGCCUCCAAGGGGGAGCUGCAGAUGUGGCCAGAGCUACUGCCCCAGCUCUGUAACCUGCUCAACUCCGAGGACUACAACACGUGCGAGGGAGCCUUCGGCGCCCUGCAGAAGAUCUGCGAGGACUCGUCCGAGCUCCUGGACAGCGAUGCCCUCAACCGGCCCCUCAACAUCAUGAUCCCCAAGUUCCUGCAGUUCUUCAAACACUGCAGCCCCAAGAUCCGGUCCCACGCCAUCGCUUGUGUGAACCAGUUCAUCAUGGACCGGGCCCAGGCGCUGAUGGACAACAUUGACACCUUCAUCGAGCACCUGUUCGCCCUGGCCGUGGAUGACGACCCCGAGGUGCGCAAGAAUGUGUGCCGGGCGCUGGUGAUGCUGCUGGAGGUCCGCAUCGACCGGCUCAUUCCCCACAUGCACAGCAUCAUCCAGUACAUGUUGCAGAGGACCCAGGACCACGAUGAGAAUGUGGCGCUGGAGGCCUGUGAGUUCUGGCUGACGCUGGCUGAACAGCCCAUCUGCAAAGAGGUCCUGGCCUCCCACUUGGUCCAGCUGAUCCCCAUCCUGGUGAAUGGCAUGAAGUACUCGGAGAUCGACAUCAUCCUGCUGAAGGGCGACGUGGAGGAGGACGAGGCGGUCCCCGACAGUGAGCAAGACAUAAAACCGCGUUUCCACAAAUCCCGCACGGUCACGCUGCCCCACGAGGCUGAACGCCCUGAUGGCUCCGAGGACGCGGACGAUGACGAUGAUGAUGACGCUUUGUCCGACUGGAACCUGAGGAAGUGCUCAGCGGCUGCCCUGGAUGUCCUGGCCAACGUCUUCCGGGAGGAGCUGCUGCCUCACCUGCUUCCGCUGCUCAAGGGCCUGCUCUUCCACCCCGAGUGGGUGGUCAAGGAGUCGGGCAUCCUGGUGCUGGGCGCUAUUGCGGAGGGCUGCAUGCAGGGCAUGGUCCCCUACCUGCCCGAGCUGAUCCCACACCUCAUCCAGUGCCUGUCCGACAAGAAGGCCCUGGUCCGCUCCAUUGCCUGCUGGACGCUGAGCCGCUACGCCCACUGGGUGGUCAGCCAGCCCCCCGACAUGCACCUCAAGCCCCUCAUGACCGAGUUGCUCAAGCGCAUCCUGGACGGCAAUAAGAGGGUACAGGAGGCAGCCUGCAGUGCUUUUGCCACCCUGGAGGAGGAAGCAUGCACGGAGCUGGUGCCCUACCUCAGCUACAUCCUGGACACCCUGGUCUUCGCCUUCGGCAAGUACCAGCACAAGAACCUGCUCAUCCUCUACGACGCCAUCGGCACCCUGGCUGACUCCGUGGGCCACCACCUCAACCAGCCAGAAUACAUCCAGAAGCUGAUGCCGCCGCUGAUCCAGAAGUGGAACGAGCUCAAGGAUGAGGACAAGGAUCUCUUCCCUCUGCUGGAGUGCUUGUCCUCCGUGGCCACCGCCCUGCAGAGCGGCUUCCUGCCCUACUGCGAGCCUGUCUACCAGCGCUGCGUCACCCUGGUGCAAAAGACGCUGGCCCAAGCCAUGAUGUACACCCAGCACCCGGAGCAGUAUGAAGCCCCCGAUAAGGAUUUCAUGAUCGUGGCGCUGGACCUGCUUAGCGGCCUGGCCGAGGGCCUGGGUGGCCAUGUGGAGCAGCUGGUGGCCCGCAGCAACAUCAUGACGCUGUUGUUCCAGUGCAUGCAGGACUCCAUGCCUGAGGUCCGGCAGAGUUCCUUCGCGCUCCUGGGAGACCUCACCAAAGCUUGCUUCAUCCAUGUGAAGCCCUGCAUCGCUGAAUUUAUGCCCAUCCUGGGCACCAACCUGAACCCUGAAUUCAUCUCUGUGUGCAACAACGCCACCUGGGCCAUUGGAGAGAUUUGCAUGCAGAUGGGGGCAGAGAUGCAGCCGUACGUGCAGAUGGUCCUCAACAACCUGGUGGAAAUCAUAAACCGACCCAACACACCCAAGACGCUUCUUGAAAACACAGGUCGCCUGACGAGUUCCUCUGCCAUUCCAGCCAUCACCAUCGGCCGCCUGGGCUACGUGUGCCCCCAGGAGGUGGCCCCGAUGCUGCAGCAGUUCAUCCGACCCUGGUGCACCUCGCUCAGGAACAUCCGGGACAACGAGGAGAAGGACUCGGCCUUCCGGGGCAUCUGCAUGAUGAUCGGCGUCAACCCGGGGGGCGUCGUGCAGGAUUUUAUUUUCUUCUGUGACGCGGUCGCCUCCUGGGUGAGCCCGAAGGAUGAUCUUCGGGACAUGUUUUAUAAGAUUCUCCAUGGCUUCAAAGACCAGGUCGGGGAGGAGAAUUGGCAGCAGUUCUCAGAGCAGUUCCCACCGCUGCUCAAGGAGAGACUGGCCGCGUUCUAUGGGGUCUAGACAGGCUAGCGGGGGGACUACCAGGUUUCUGUCUGCGUCGUCGUCGGAGGGGUCUCUAGGGAGCACGCUGCGUUCAGAAGUCGCCGUGCCCUGGUCAAGGGGGGUUAGGGAGGAGAGGGCCCCACAUCCAGAUGCGCUCCCCAGCCGUCUCCCUGCCUCGCCUGGCCGGUGCUGGCGGGUAGGUGGAGGGGCCUCCACGCUCAUCCGACAAAAGGGAGGGGGGUGGGACUUCCUGGCCAGGGCCCCGGGCUGUCAUCGGGGUCACCUCGGGCACCCCAUCGGGAGGGUGGGCCCAGCUAAGUGGGAGGGACGCAUUGACAGGCCGAGGGGAACCGGCUGAGGGUGAGGCGCGGGGCCAGCAGGCGGGGAGGGGGGGUCCUUGUAGACACGUACACUCACAUGUACACACGUGGCCACACGCAUGUGUGGGCGCAGCCAUCAGCCAGGCUGGGCUAGCUGCCCCCCUAUUUUCCCGACUGCAUGGAGACAGUAGAAUUAGUGAACCCCCUGAGUUAGCCCGUAAGGCCUUUGUAAUCUGCAACCUAGAGUUUAAGAAGCUUCUGCUGUUUCGCCGGAAUGGGCGGUGAGUGGGGAGGGCUGGGUGGGUUGGGGGUCGGGAGGAAGCGGCUGGCCGUCUCGGGCCUCCAGCCAGCACACACACGCAUCGGGCCUGCUCCGCACACUCCCUGCCAGCUGGGCAGCCUGCUGCCCGUGUGCUCCCCUCUGCCCCGGCUGGAAGCGUGGGGACCAUCAGCUGCUGGGGGGGCAAAGAGCGCCCCUUCUUCCCCGCUGCGCUCCAGCGGCCAGGACUGCGGAGACUUUGGUCCCCGAGAGCUGUGGCUCUCUGUCCGUGCAGGCGCAUGAGCAGACGCUUUCUAUGCGCUUCCAGAACACGAGGGCUGAGGGCCGGCCAUGAUGGCCGGGGGGAGAGGAGGGGCUCCUGGCUGGGCCCAGACACCCCGCCAUGGGCCAGUGACACCAGGGAACUUUCUAGAUUGGUGGGGGCCCGCUUAGGGACAGGGCUUCUCAAUUGGCCUGGAACCUGAAAAUGGGCCCUGCGAUGCCUUUAUUGUUCUUUUUCUUUCUUUUUUAAUUUUGAUUUCCUGCCCCUCUUCUGCUUUCUUAAUUUGCGGGGGGGAGGGCUUUGGGGGAUUGGAGAGGUUUUGCUGGAUCCUGGUAUCCUGGGGCACCGGGCCUUGUGCCCACGGGCCCCAGUUCUUCUCGCAGCCAGGAUGAGGCCUGCCUCAAAGCCCAGGGUACUCGCUGCACAUUCCAUUCACCCAGCAGGGCCCCUCCCCCAGUGGAACUCCAGCAGGUCUCUGGAAGCCAUUUGUUUAAAAAAAAAAAAAAAGAAAAAGAAAAAAAAAAAGAAAAAAAUAG
Sorex fumeus (smoky shrew) is the source of this 4243-nucleotide messenger RNA. RefSeq names its product transportin 2 (gene TNPO2). Gene Ontology annotation, molecular function: nuclear import signal receptor activity; small GTPase binding. The record is from RefSeq and is a predicted model, not a curated record. NCBI's taxonomy places the organism in Eukaryota, Metazoa, Chordata, Mammalia, Eulipotyphla, Soricidae. Gene Ontology annotation, biological process: protein import into nucleus. The transcript has 25 exons. Gene Ontology annotation, cellular component: nucleus; cytoplasm. The coding region runs from base 170 to 2863 and encodes 897 amino acids.